UCAGUAGUCAUGGAAGAAAGCACCCUCGAAGCUGAAGAGAAGCGUCUCCUCCUACUUCAAUCAACUACUCUUUCUAUUGCAAUUUAAAUACCCAGAAUAGAAAGAGACCUGAUCAACAAACACCUCAAACCAUGGAAUCUCUCAAUUUGAAGAUGAAGAAAUGCUUCUCCUCACUUACCAACUCGCAGUUGCAGCCAUGCCAACAAGAAGAAGAGCCACGUUUGGGCAUGUUCAAUUUCUCUUCAUUUGAUUCAUUUGAAGUAAGAAAAGCAUGGGAUCUUGUCCAGACAAGAACUACCGGAGCUGAUGCAAUGGCAACCCGCAACAAAUACAUAGAAGCAGUGAAAAAAGUAGAGGAACAAGCUCGAAAAAUCUAUAGAGACGACACCCGCGCUCCAGUCCCUAGUGGCGACGAUUUCGUGGCAAAAAUGAUCGAUCAAGGCUGCUUCGUACUUCAAGUGGCCUUGUUAUCAUUAGGUGGUGCUUCAGAGAAGUUGAAUCAGAAUUGGAACAAGGCUUUGGUUGAAGGUUGGGUCCCCUCUCUAUUUAGAAUCUCAAGCCAGCUUCCCCUUGUAAUCCUCAAGAAGUUGAUGAAACAGAGUUUCUUCCAAGAGGUAUUGAAAUCAAGAAAGCAGUGGAAUCGGCCCAAAGACAUGGCGAGGAUGAUUUUGUAUGAGCAAUUGGUGGAACCUAUGCUUGAAGGCUCAGGUCAGAAAGUGGAUUUCAUGAACCAAUUCGUCAAUGGCCUUAUCAACAAAAGCAUGGGUUUUUCAGAUCAAGAACCGCCUACCCUUCUCCAUGCUCUUUGGCUUCAUCAGACUGGGCCAGGCGCCAUCAUCGGCUGCAACGUAGGAGAUGAAGAUGAAGAUGAGAGUAGCAAUUCGUGGAACACGGUGCGUAGUGCGACAGAGUUGCAGAUGGUGGGGAUUACCUUCAAGAGUAACCAGGGGAAAUUUAGCAGAGGAAUAAAAUUUAAAGAGAAAAUGAUCGAUGCAGUUAUCUGUUUUCCUCCCAUCACAAUUGACUCCAACACAAAGACCUUGUUCGAUUACUUGAUCGAUUAUGAGGUGGAUAUUGAAUUGGGGAAGACCCAGCGUGAGGUUUGUUCCUAUUUGAAGCUGAUGGGUGAGCUCGUCCGUACACCUAAUGAUGCCAAAGUGCUUGCAAUGCAAGGGAUUGUGAAUGCAGAUCCUGAGGGAGAAGAAGGUGUACCUGUAAUGUUACAGAGUCUGAUCUCGAGACUGCCAGAUGAGGUGGGAGACAACCAGCACAUGAUCGAUGUCCGGGGUAAGAUUCGUAGCUAUGUGAAGCCAAGCAAUUGGGGGAAGGUUAUGAAUCUUAUCGUCAUAACGGUUUUCCUCACAUUUCUGCAGACCUUCUACGCCAUGCUUAGCUACCAUUAUCCUAAAAAGUGAAAGAAAUUGUAAACUUUUUCUCAGAAAAUGGGUGAUUUGAUGUUCC
Molecule: messenger RNA, 1461 nt
Organism: Telopea speciosissima
Lineage: Eukaryota; Viridiplantae; Streptophyta; Magnoliopsida; Proteales; Proteaceae
Exons: 2
Coding region: 132-1415 (427 amino acids)
Source: RefSeq, a predicted model, not a curated record